Messenger RNA from Paralichthys olivaceus (Japanese flounder), 1478 nucleotides. RefSeq names its product cyclin-O. NCBI's taxonomy places the organism in Eukaryota, Metazoa, Chordata, Actinopteri, Pleuronectiformes, Paralichthyidae. Gene Ontology annotation, biological process: mitotic cell cycle phase transition; regulation of cyclin-dependent protein serine/threonine kinase activity. The record is from RefSeq and is a predicted model, not a curated record. Gene Ontology annotation, molecular function: cyclin-dependent protein serine/threonine kinase regulator activity. Gene Ontology annotation, cellular component: cyclin-dependent protein kinase holoenzyme complex; cytoplasm; nucleus.
UAGGCGGAACCCCCCCUGAGCGUCCCCCAGCUCGGUGCACUGUCCUCAGUGACACAGCCGGGGACCGUGUGACCGCACACCGAGAACAUGGUGUCUGUUGUGCACGGUGACUGCGGAUCAGAGGCCGUUCACAAGCGGAGACGCAUGAGCGGCUCGUCCCCUUCAUCAGACGCGCUCACUCCGGCUCGACAGCGCAGGUCCGAGGCCAGACACAGGAAACAGAAACUCAUGUCCAGGCUGAGUGACUCCGGCUUCCAGGAGGACCUGGGAGCCUCUCCGGUGUCUUCCCCGGCCCACACACACUCAGUGUCCCCGCUCCGAGUGCACGAGCCCGCAGCCGGGCAGCAGCUGUCCAGCAGCUGGUUCCUCCAGUACGGAGACAUCGGCUUCAGCGUCCAGAGGGAGAGAGAGGAGCACUUCCAUCCCUGCAGGAGCUUAGCACGACAGCCACAGCUGACGGCAGAGGCGCGCUGUAAGCUCGUCAGCUGGCUCAUCCCCGUGCACAAACAUUUCCGUCUGUCCUUCGAGUGCUGCUGCCUGGCGGUGAACAUCAUGGACAGGUUCCUGGCGUCCACGGCGGUGGCUGCUGACUGCUUCCAGCUACUGGGUGUCACUGCACUUCUUUUAGCCACUAAACAGGUGGAGGUUUGCUCGCCACAGAUCAGCCAUCUCUUGUCACUGUGCUGCGAUGCCUUCACCAAGGAGCAGCUCUGCAACCUGGAGUGUCUCAUCCUCCUUCGACUCAACUUCCGCCUCGCUGCGCCCACCCUGGCCUUCUUCCUGGAUUACUACACCAACUGCAUGGAGGCCGCCCAGAGCAAAGGUGGUGGCAGUUUUGCAAGAAGGAAUCCUGACACAAAAAGACCCAGCCGGUGCAGCAACCUCGCACGGAAGGUGUGCGAGCUGAGUUUAGCGGACUAUGCUUUCAACCAAUACCCAGCCUCUGUGACUGCCAGCUGUGCACUGAGGCUCGCCAGUGAGCUGCUGAAAACUGAGCAGGGGUUUACAGUCCAGUCUCAGGAAGACCAGUGGGACAGUUUUGUGGAUGAGCCAUGCGUCCAACCAGCCUCAUCCGAGAGAGCUGUAGGUCAGGAGGGCUGCAACCACAAUCUGGCUCGGGAAUGCAAAGACAACCUGAAGCUGCUGGUGUCUCUAAACCAGGAGAAGCUGGAUGGGAUGGCCAACAUGUAGUGAGCCAGCCAGAUGUUUGCAAAAUGCCAAAUUCUACUCAAAUAUUUUAGAUAUUAUUUCAACAAAACACAGAAGUGAGGAUGAAGGAUGUUUGGGAUGAAGGUAGUUCAUCCAUAGUUCUGUGGACCUCAGCCAUACUUGAUACCAGUCACCGAAUGUUUUACAACCUAGGUCAUUAUUUAUCAAUGAAGUAUUUUAAGUCUUUUUAUGCACUGACUUGCUGCAGGUUUAUAUGUUAUGUUACUGUUGCAACCUCUAAAUGAAGGAGCUGAAAACUGUGCUGUACU